AUGCUUUGGUACAUGAACGACUUUGUGAAGGACACCCUUUCCAAAGCUCCCGACACCAAGAUCUACUUCGAGUGGACUCAUCCCUGUCAAGGGUGGCAAGAACCUCCAAUGGUCGACCUCGAGACCUUCCUAGCAGCCUUGGACAUUCCCUGGCUCUCAUGCCGCAUCGAUGGCUGCGUCUAUGGCAUGAUGGACUCUCGAGGUGAACAUCAUCUUCACAAGAAGUGGCUUGUCAAGACCACCUGUGAACACUUCCAUGCCACCUACAAGACUAAGGUAUGCCAUGGAGGCCACUCACACACCUUGAUUCAAGGCGCCGAGACCGCCAAGAGCGCCUACUACCCUUGGAAGCUUGUCCAGUCCUGGGCACGAUUCUGGAGAGCUGAGAUGGUGUCUGAUCGCAAUCUUCGGCUCCUCUUCAUGAAGCAGGACUCACCUGCUGCAUUGGAGAAUGAAGAGCUCUACCUCCUUGCCGACGAUGACGGUGGCACCCUCAAUGCUCUUCCUGCUGAAGAAGCCCUACAACCAGUGGAGGUUCCUUCUGAACAAGAAAAGAAACAAUGGAUGGCAAGGGUAGCUCACUUCCACAAGGCAGCUGGCCAUCCUACCAACAAGAACCUGGCCAAGCUGAUCAAGAAUGCCGGUCAGCCAGCCUGGAAGUCUGAGCUGGCUUUGGAACACAAAUGUCCGGCCUGUGAGGCCAUUCGACCUGGCGGCACUUCCAGCAAGAACAUUCCACCGGCGAGCACUCACUCUAUGUGGAGUGCAUGGCAAGCUGUUGGCAUGGACACCGCAGAAUGGCAGAUUCCAGCCACCAAGAACAAGGUGAAGUUCGUCCUCAUGAUGGAUCUGGCUACGAAGCUUCGUGUGGUUUGGCCCAUCAUGGAGUACCCCAACAUGGAGAUGCGAGCUGAAACUGCUGACCACAUCAUUGAAGCCUUCACUGAGCGCUGGCUCUCCGUCUUCCCAAAGCCUGAGAUGGUGAUAGUUGACAAUGGUAAAAGCUUCACCUCUGAUCGCUUCAACACCUUCCUGCGGGAGUCCAACAUCGCCGUGCACUACCCUCCUGAGAAGGAACCCUGGGCACAUGGCAUCUUAGAAGCUGGCAUCCAGGACAUCAAGCAAGUGGCAACCGUCCUCCACAUGGAGCAACUGGACCUUCGGCCGGCUCAUACAUUGGUUCUGGCCACUUCAGCUCUGAACCAAACUGAGUACACUGCUGGGUACUCUGCUCAGCAAUGGGCCUUCGGGAAGCACUAUUCCCUGACCGAUGAGGACCACCGCACGUAUGAGCAGGUGGAACCUUCAACUGACUUUGCACGCCUCGUUCAAGCCCGACAACAGGCUGAAGAGAUCGCUGUGAAGACCAGGUCAAAGAGAGUUCUGAGCAAGCUCUCCAACACUCUGGUUCGCCAGCCCUUGAGAACUUUUUCUCCUAUGCAGCUGGUCAAGAUCUGGCGACAAUUCCAACCAGCUGAUCAACACAAGGGCAGCCCCACUGGCAAGUCUACGCUGCAGCCCUCCGACUACAAGCUGAAACACCGCAGCAGUCCAUUGGGACUACAACCUCCAGAUCGUGAAGUACAACACUUUGUACCUCCUGCUCACGCUUCGAGCUCGGCACGGCCCUCCAACUCGGCCCUACCAGAGGCUGAGGAAACUGCCAAUGACUACGAAGACUACACCCCGAGUCUUCCUGAUGCCGCUGCUGAUGAACCUCCUGAAGAUGAACCACAACCUUCAGAGAGAGAUCCCAAAAGAGCUCGCAGUGAGUACGAUCUGAAGUGGGUGGAGGAGCUGAAAUCUCACUCUGAGAUUGACAACAAUGAAGUCUUCAGCUACCUCACCGAAUGUCAAGAUGACUUGGACGUCUUGGUCAUGCACAUCGAUGUGGAGCCUGAGACUAAUACCGAGAAGAAGGGGAAAGCCAUCAUCGUGGACACGGCUGGGGAGCGGAGCUGGCGGAGCUGGGAAGCCAUGCCUCCACCCACCAGCCUGACGGAUCAUCGUCGUCGGCCGCGGGUAGUGCAACCGCCCAAAGAGGAGGAGAGCACGCGCCGCGCCGUACGGAGGAUCCCGCUGGCUGCGGGUCCUUGGAGCCAUUUCGGCUCGUCCGCUGCCCGCUUGACUGAGCGCUUUCGGUUCUCCUCGUCCCGUGCCAAGGAAGAAGAAGCACUGGAGUUCGCCUGUUGCUGUGCAGCGAGCACUGGGCCAGAGGAAACCUUUGAGGCCAACUACCAGGCGUUUGCCUCGGACGAGUGCUUGUCAGCCUACUUGGCCAAGACUGGCUCCACCAGCAGCAGCGGUCCGUCACGGCAGGCGGAGAAGUCGCGUUUGCAGGCCCUGUUGAAGGACUUCGCAAAGAGUGCCACCAACGCUGGCUGCCCGUGUGUAUACUUCAAAGAAGGCACCUGGGAGCGUGCGGACCGUGCACUCUAUCGCAUGGACAACCUUCUGCAGACCUUGAUGUUGAUCAGCGGUCAGGGCCCACAGCAGCUGGAAGUCACAUGUCCGAUCACCGCCAUUGAGGACAUUUAUUGCAUGGCCGAAGACGGACCGAGUUACUUCCCUCCAGAGGUUGUGGCAGCCCUCACGCCGGAGGAGAAGGAACAGCUUUUGAUGAUCGUCUUCAGCGACGCGGACGCCAAAUUCGUCCGGCUUUGCUUGGCACAAGAGUCCAGACAAAGCCGUGAUGACUUCCUGGAAUGCAUGCGGAUCCUUUCGGUCUACGCCCAGUCUCAAACGGACUCGAAGGUGAAGCCGGAGCCAUGA
Messenger RNA from Durusdinium trenchii, 2772 nucleotides. Lineage: Eukaryota; Dinophyceae; Suessiales; Symbiodiniaceae. The record is from the annotation of a GenBank genome assembly.